Messenger RNA from Staurois parvus, 254 nucleotides. The record is from the annotation of a GenBank genome assembly. Lineage: Eukaryota; Metazoa; Chordata; Amphibia; Anura; Ranidae.
CCAAAAAUCUCCAGAUAAUUGUAUAAUGUAUGGCCAGCCUAAUGCAGGCCAUAGCUGGGUUGAAAAUCGGCCGAAUUUUUCGGCUGAAAAUAAAAUCGGCCGAUUUUCGGAUCGUUAGUGGGCUAAAUGUUCGGCCGUUUUUCGGUAUUUUGGCAGAUUUUUUUAUCGGUAAAAAAAAUCGGCCGAUUUUCAACCCGUCUAUGGCCUGCAUAAGUAUAGCAAAGGAGCAAAGCUAAAUUUUAGACAACAAAAUC